Molecule: messenger RNA, 1457 nt
Organism: Exaiptasia diaphana
Lineage: Eukaryota; Metazoa; Cnidaria; Anthozoa; Actiniaria; Aiptasiidae
Product: U3 small nucleolar RNA-interacting protein 2
Exons: 14
Coding region: 14-1417 (467 amino acids)
Cellular component (GO): small-subunit processome
Molecular function (GO): snoRNA binding; protein binding
Source: RefSeq, a predicted model, not a curated record
GAUAAAUUUCAAAAUGUCGGGCUUCUUUCUCAGCGAAAAGAAGAAAACUGAUUCCAGAAAGCGUCCUGCGAAAGCAGGAAAGAUAACCAAUGGAUUCAAGAAAGCACCAAGCAAUAAACCCAAACCUCCAAAUAAGAAGGAGGACAAUGAACAUUUAGAGAGCGAUGAAGAAUCCAUAAGAAGUCAUUCUGAAAAUGAAGAAGAUUAUGAAAGUGAUGKAAGUGAAACUGCACAAGAAAAGAAGAUCAGAUUAACCAAGCAAUAUUUAGAACAGCUGAAAGAAGAAGAAAUACUAAAAAGUGAGUCCCAAGAUAUUGACCAUGAUGCCAUAGCUCACAGAUUACAACAAAACCUUCUUGAACAAAGUGGAAGGUUUCAAAGACAGAUUGCUCAGCAGUUCUCAGCACCAGAGUCGUCAUCUGUGAAAGUUCUAAGAGGUCAUCAGUUGGCUGUAACUUGUCUUUGUGUUUCUUCUGAUGAUAAAUAUGUAUAUACUGGAUCCAAGGAUUGUCAUAUCAUCAAAUGGAAUGUUAGCAGUGGAAAGAAAGAAGUGAAAGUGGCUGCUUCUAAAGAGACUAAAGAGUCCAAARGCUGUGUACUUGCUCUCUCAAUCACUUCUGAUAGCAAAUUUCUGGCAAGUGGAGGAAAAGACAAAGUUAUACACAUUUGGGACCCUGACAAUCUACAAUCCAUCCACUCAUUCACAGGACACAGAAAUACAAUAACAGGCUUAGCAUUCAGGAAAGGAAGUCAUCAACUUUUCAGUUGUUCACUUGACAGAACAGUUAAAAUAUGGACUUUGGAUGAAAUGGCUUAUGUAGAAACAUUAUAUGGUCAUCAAGAUGGCAUCACAGGUAUUGACAGUCUCUCUAAAGACAGGGCUGCAACAACAGGAGGACGUGAUAGAUCUCUGAGAAUAUGGAAAGUAGUGGAGGAAACACAACUCGUUUUCAAUGGGCAUGGGUAUGAAAUUCUUAUAAAAGAUCACAUGAUAUCUGGUGCAGAUGACGGGUCAAUCUGCAUGUGGAGYACCAACAAGAAGAAACCUCUAUGUACAGUUAAUAAUGCACACGGUACACCAAGUAAUGACCAGSAUGAUAGCAUUCCUAAUGAAACAUGGAUAACUUCACUUGCCGUUGUAAAGAGUACAGAUCUUGUAGCAUCAGGAUCUUGUGAUUCUUGUAUAAGAGUAUGGAARUGUGGACCUGGGUAUAGAAGUUUAAAACCAAUGUUUACAAUACCGGUGACUGGUUUUGUUAACUCACUGUCCUUUUCAAGUGAUGGCAGUACGUUAUUUGCUGGUGUUGGUCAAGAACAUCGUCUUGGUCGAUGGUGGAAACUAAAACAUGCCAAGAAUGCUUUGCAUAUCAUUCCCCUCGAAAAAUCUGUAAUAUCAGAUAGCACAACAAAUGAAUAGCUCRAUUUUAAAUAAAUAUGAAAGAAAAUAUGUAAAUUGA